GUCCUUAUUUAGCUGCUCCGGUCACAGAGAUGCACCGAGUCAUGAUGAGAUGAACCUACAGUCCAGAAGCCAAGCAAACGAAAACAUGGCGUAGAGAACACUACCAGCCGGCGGGACCGUCGCUGGGCCAUGGUCAUUGAGUUCGUCCGUUACACAAGUCCAUUUCUAUGAUGGGUCAUACGGUUAUUGAUGGAUUAUAUCUUAUAAUGAGCUUCUAGGUAUCCUUAUCUUCCCUUCAGAUCGGUAACCCCUUCCCGAAUUUUGUCUCUUCGCCUUCUCAAUUCCCAUCCUGCUCGAAACUUCAUUCGACAAUGGAUUCCAUUCCCGCCAGCAGCAAUCUUUCAUUCGUGCUUGAUAAGCCGAAGUCCGUAUCCUUUCACGAACGAGCGAUCCCCGAACUCGGCAGUCCACAAGAUGUGCUCGUCUCCGUCUCGUACACUGGUAUUUGUGGAUCGGAUGUCCAUUACUGGCAGCAUGGCGCAAUUGGCCAUUACGUGGUGAAGGAUCCAAUGGUCUUGGGGCACGAGUCCUCCGGCAUAGUCACACAAGUAGGCUCCGAAGUCACUUCCUUAAAAGUCGGCGAUCGAGUCGCUCUGGAACCUGGAUAUCCCUGUCGGCAUUGCGAACGUUGCCUCGGUGGCCAUUAUAAUCUUUGCCGAGAUAUGCGCUUCGCAGCAACGCCUCCUUAUCAUGGUACUCUUACUGGAUUCUGGGCCUCACCAGCAGACUUUUGUCAUAAGCUGCCUGACCACGUCUCCAUGCAAACGGGGGCUCUCAUCGAGCCUCUCGCUGUGGCCGUUCACAUCAUUCGGCAAGCCAAAGUGUCACCUGGCCAAUCGGUUAUAAUAAUGGGCGCUGGUCCAGUGGGUUUGCUCUGUGCUGCAGUUGCAAAAGCAUUUGGUGCUACGGUCGUUUGCUCUGUUGAUGUUGUAGACACCAAACUCCAAUUUGCAAACCAGUUUGCCAGUACCCAUGUAUAUCUUGCACAAAAUACCAGCCCUGAGGAGAAUGCGGAGAAUCUAAAAGCUCUCCUCGGGCUCUACGAUGGAGUGGAUGUGGUCAUAGAUGCUUCUGGGGUCGAAACUUCUAUACAAACAUCUUUACAAGUUGUGCGCGCAGGUGGUACAUUCGUACAAGGUGGGAUGGGCAAGAGUAAUAUCACAUUUCCCAUUAUGUCAUUGUGCCAGAAAGAAGUCACAGCUAAGGGCUCUUUCCGUUACGGCAGUGGCGAUUAUAAAUUAGCGAUCCAGCUUGUGGGUGGUGGCCAGAUAGACGUCCAGCGUCUGAUCACGCAGAUAUUUCCUUUCUCAGAAGCAGAACAUGCAUUUGAGAAGGUAAGAGAUGGUCAAGCUAUAAAGGUGUUGAUUGCCGGGCCGAAUGAAAGGAUACCGACGGCAUAACAUAGGACUUGGGGUUACAAAGCCUAAUAAAACCACAGAAUCAACCC
Molecule: messenger RNA, 1447 nt
Organism: Truncatella angustata
Lineage: Eukaryota; Fungi; Ascomycota; Sordariomycetes; Amphisphaeriales; Sporocadaceae
Product: chaperonin 10-like protein
Exons: 2
Coding region: 312-1400 (362 amino acids)
Biological process (GO): D-sorbitol catabolic process
Molecular function (GO): zinc ion binding; L-iditol 2-dehydrogenase (NAD+) activity
Source: RefSeq, a predicted model, not a curated record